CGGCGAUACUGAUAUGAACACAGAUACCACCUUUAUCCGUCAAGUUACUCGCACACUUGCACGAAGUCUCGAUGGCAUAGCAAUAUCAACCGCCAUAUUCUGUAAGUUUAACAAAACGAAAAAGCGUAAUACCGGUGACGAUUUUUAUAGAGGGAUUGUAUUGUUGGGUGAAUAUGGCUAA
Paraglomus occultum is the source of this 181-nucleotide messenger RNA. NCBI's taxonomy places the organism in Eukaryota, Fungi, Glomeromycota, Glomeromycetes, Paraglomerales, Paraglomeraceae. The record is from the annotation of a GenBank genome assembly.